Messenger RNA from Xenopus tropicalis (tropical clawed frog), 1662 nucleotides. RefSeq names its product CD58 molecule (gene cd58). NCBI's taxonomy places the organism in Eukaryota, Metazoa, Chordata, Amphibia, Anura, Pipidae. Gene Ontology annotation, cellular component: membrane. The transcript has 7 exons. The coding region runs from base 115 to 963 and encodes 282 amino acids. The record is from RefSeq and is a predicted model, not a curated record.
CCAGUCAGGGCGCCGUAUCUCUCCUGUUAGUACCAGGAAGCCCCGCCCUGAGGGAAGUGAAAGUGUCGGUAGGAGCGGUAGGAGCGGAGCCGGUCGGUGCUGAGGGGCGGUAGGAUGAUGUUGUGGCGGUGCCGGGAGGUUGUUUCUCUGCUGCUGUUCGUUGUAUCGAUCGUUCGGUGCCAGGUCACCAUACCUAAGGCUGUUAAUGAGUCGGUAACGUUUACCCUGCUGCCCUAUGAUGGAGCCACAGAGAUCACGUGGAAGAUUGGGCCGGACAAGUUGGCAGAAAUUGAUGAGACAAACAAGCCAUAUUUUUAUCGCUUGGGGGACAAAGCUGCAGCGACCUUCUCCCCCGGGAGUCUGACCAUUAAUCGGCUGGAGAAGAAGGACAGUGGCACUUACACGGCUGAGGUUCAGGUCGGGAGACAAACUCACACUCAAACUUUCCAACUAGCGGUGUAUGAUGCUGUUCUGGAACCGAAUGUGACUUGUACCGAGGGGGAGGAGCCGAAUACCAUCGACCUGCGCUGUUUCUCCCCAGGGGAUGGGACGUAUCAGUGGCGGAAUGGCACCCGUUCUGGUUCCGGCCCAGUCCUAGUCCUGUCUGAGCAACAGAAUCACACUAUUACUAAAGCAAACGCUUAUGGAGUUGUGACCUGCGUUGUUACAAACCCCGCCUCCUCCAAGAACAGAUCCCUCCCACUCUCCUCCUGUGUCAAAGAGACGAGCUCCAGAACGCAUAUCGUCAUUGUUAUUGUCCUGCUGGUGAUUGGCAUUGUCAUUGGCAUUAUCGCUGGGCUCUGGAUUCUUUAUAAGAAGAAUAAGUUAGGGAUGUGUCGCCCCGAGGAAGAGGGAACGAAGCCAAAGGGUCAGGAAGGAGAGAGCCUCAGAUCCCAGGAUGGGGCGAGUACGAUCCCGGAAGUUAUAGUAACGAAUACAAGGAAACUGGAGCCGGAUGAAUGAUUCUGAUUGGACAGUAUUGGGAGGUUCCUGCACAGAGACACUUCUGUGUCAUUCCUGAGGGGGCGGUGCCAGCACUUGUUUGUGGGACAAGAAGCCCCGCCUUUCCCUGGAGUGGGCCCCUCCCACGGAACUGUGCAGAACUGGGAAGGAAGUGUCUUUAUACUCGCUUGCUUUGUACAUGGAUCUGCCACACAGUGUUCUGCCCCUAAAGGCACCGCCCCCUCAUAUCCAUGCCCCUCCUCCCCCUGCCAUGGAAUAUUGGGCUGCAGUGUAGGCAGCAUCAUUGCACUGACCCCGCCCAUAUCAACUGCUUUUUAUUCUUAUGUAUUUAUUGUGCGAACGGAAGGAACAUCACGGGGCCCCAGCGGACUGCCCUGGGGGGGCCCCUCUAGAUCCCGCCUCCUCCUGCCCGAGCUGGAUUGGACUCAGUGGGAGAACUGUAUUUUAGCUUUGUGUGUCUGUGUGUUUUAUACGAGGCGCUUUGGGGCGAAACUAAUAAUCCCAAGAUCGAUUUUUAUUUUUUGCGGUGCAAGGAAAUGGGGACACAGGAAGCGCAGUCUGAACUCAGAUUUAGCAAAUCUAGAAGAAAGUCUGGCAACUGAAUUCUGGGAAGAUUCUAUAAAAGGUCCAAAAGUAACUCCAAACCAUGAAAGUCUCUUACAGUAAUACCAAUAUAAUGUACUGCUGCCUGCACCGGUA